GGUUGACCUCAAACUCUGCAGUUUGUUGCUCCCGCGCAAAAAAAUACAUUUCCCACAAUACAACGGUGUACCGAGCGCACAGUGACGUCACUACGCCAAGCCAAGCCAAGUUGAGGCAGCGAAGCCCCAACCAAAGCAGCCAUAUUGGUCACAGUCAAGUCGGCUUUUUUUGCACUUUUCCUCGGCGGCGUUCCCCCCUGUAAAGAAAAAAAUCGCUAAAAACAAAAACCCGCGCCCGGCAUCCCACUGGAGAGCCCACCGAGCCCGGACGGCCUGCUGUGUCGGAGAAAAAUGAGUCCAACCGAUGCUAAGCGAGGGGCUAAACGCAGGAAGAAUAAGCGGGGCGGUGGCGGUAGCUGCAGUGCUGUCUGCAAUAGCGGCACGAGCAGCGGCGUUGUCGGCGGCAAGGCCGGGGUCGACUCGGCCAUCGGCUGCGCGGGAGCUCCUACACCUGCCGGCUUCCUCGCACCUUCCGCGGGUGGCAGCAUGGGCUCCGUGACGGGCAUCAACGGAGAGCUCAAAGUCAACAACGGUGUCACGCCGCAAUUCACAGAAGGACCGGUCAACGCUGAUUUCACCGGAGUCCUUCAGACCCCCUUCACGUUCGGCCUGAACCAGCGAGCCCCGUACACAGCCGGCGACCGCUGCCUCCUAUGCCGGUGCGAGCGCAGCAAAGACGGCCUGCGGCCUCCGGAAGCGGGCGUCCCUGACCAUCGGAACGGCGCACCAGAGGCGGGCCAGCCGCCCGCUGCCCUCCCGCUACCACUGUGGGUAUGCUCAGACUGCCGGCGCACCGUGGAGAAGGAGGACCGGCACACUACGUUGGAGCAGCUGGGGAGUCAGGACUUCCUUUUGCACAUGCCCGUGAGUAAUGGCACCCUGGGGCCGGACAUGGUAGCAGCGGCGGACAGGCUGAGCGCACCCACGCCACCCAUGCUCCCCGCCCCUGACCUCGCCACACCGAUGCCCGGUGACAUGGCGUGCAGCUGCGAGGCCUGCAACGAGAGGCGAGAGAUUUCGUCCGAGUCUGAGCGGGAGUCGCAGCAGCUGCAGAAACACUGGUCGGAGGUGCGCUACCUGGUGCGCUGUAUCUACCGGCAGGCCGGGACGCCGUUAGCGGACGACCGCGACCAGCCGCUGGAGAGAGACAAGGACAGCAUGAAGGAGCUGGUAGACAGACUCUGCGAGAAGGACCCCUACCAGCUGUACCAGCGUCUGGAGCAGCAGGCCCGCGAGUAUGUGCUGGAGAUGAAGGUGCGCCUCCUCAAGCACCUGUCGGCCGGUUCCAAGACGUCCCCAGGACCCGCAGAAGUGGGGACGGCGGCGGCAGUAUCGGCCGCCGCUCACGGUCCCCCACAGGCUUAUCAGUUUCUGUCCCUGCUGCUGGAGGAGUACAGUGCCCUCUGCCAGGCGGCGCGCACCAUCAGCGGCUUCCUGCUCACCCUGGAGAAUGAGCACCUCCAGAAGUUCCAUGUGACGUGGGAGCUGCACAACAAGCACCUUUUUGAGAACCUGGUGUUCUCAGAGCCCAUCUUGCACAGCAGCUUACCUGCACUCGUUGCACAGCUCAAACACGGCACCGCCUCGCAUGAUUCAUACAGCGAGGACAUGUACAGGACCUUGCUGGAGAGCUACCAGCGGCUAGAGCACGAGAUGGCGAACGUAGACGGCAAGUGGCAGGAGUGCGAGAAGAGGAUCGACGACUACGUAGACGAACAGUUACUGUUCAAAGUCGAGGGCCAGAGUUUUACCAACCAAAGAACAGAGCCGCACAAGUCGCCGCUCGGCAAAAAUACUUUAAAGACGAAGCAGCGAAUGCUCAAAGAAGACUGGGAGUUCUUCAAGCAGCGGCGAUACAUCGAAGAACAGUUACCUAACAAUAAGAAGCUGCCCUGCGGAGACAACUUCACAGACACCAUGAGAAUGCUCUCGUCGCGUCUGAGUAUUCCCGACUGUCCUAACUGCAAUUAUCGAAGAAGGUGCACGUGCGAUGACUGCAGCCUCUCGCAUAUCCUAACAUGCGGCAUCAUGGACUCGCCCAUAUCAGAGGACCUGCCCAUCAAACUGCCCCUGCAGGGUGAAGCCGCCCCUCAGGACUACCUGGCCCAGGUACACCGACCCAGCCUGUCCUCGGGCAGCUCAGCGUCGGGCUCCAACUCCAGCUCCCCCAUCACCGUCCAGCGGCAUUCCCGACUCGUCCUGCCCGCCGGGGACGGCAACACUUUUGUCAGUGAUGACGAUGAAGUGCCUCCAAUGUCCGCCAAGUUCGGGGACAUGUACCCAGUGAGCGGUUACCAGGACAACGGUGUGACGACGGUCAACGGACACCGUAAUGACGUGAACAGCAGUGGCGGCUUCAACACGGCACAAAACGCAGUGUCGCCUCCCAGCAGCAGUAGCUCGUCUGAGGGCGACAUAGAGGAAGGAAGGCGGCAACAGGAGACGAACAGUCCUCCUCCGUCUUACAACCACCAGCAGCAGGUAGAGCAGGUCCAGCAUGCGUGCGAGUGCCACGUGUGUAACCAGGACACAACUUCUGCCAACAUCCUGGGCCCAGUCGGGUGCCUUCCCCCUGGGCGACUCCACUCGGCGCCUCCACCCGCUGCCGUGGGCCACCAGUUCUUCACUGACAACAGCAAAACGACGACCAGCCCCGCCCUCCACCUCUACCCGCACAUCCACGGACACCUACCACUGCACAACUUCUCCAGGCCGCUGCUGCACCCCACCCUCUACCCGCCUAGUCCUCCCCUCAUGCACAACAAGCCUCUGCCUCCCAACCCCGCGACCAACCAUUCGGCAGCCACGCAGCCGGCCUUCAGCCCCACGCUACCUGAGCACGUGUACCAAAACAGCUUCGGCGGCGUUGGUGGUGCUGGUGGUGGAGGUGGAGGUGGAGCAGGUGACUGGAACAACUCACUGCAGUGCCUCUCGCUCAACUUUGAGAGUCUGUGGGAUGCCGCCGUUAUGAAGAGCUUGGAUCAAUCAAUCAGUCAAGUGCUGCUGCCAGAGUUGCUGCAAGAUGAAAUCCUGGACCCUCCCCUCGCCGACGUCCCUCUCCCGCCAACACCUGCUGGCCCCCAAGCGGACCACCCCCACCACCCCCAGCUGACCGCCGCCACUGCUUCCCACCCUUCCUCGUCGUCAUCUUCGUCCCUGUCCUCAUGUUCGUCGUCGGAGGCUCGCGAGCAGAAGAAGAGCGGCGCCAAGAAGAAGUGUCUGUACAACUUCCAAGAUGCCUUCAUGGAGACCAACCGGGUGGCAAUGGCGACGUCGGCGUCCAUGGCGUCCGUGUCAUGCACCGCCACCACUGUCCAGUCAAGUAAUAACCUACCUAUCCACCUAUCAUCUAAAACCUCUUUAGAUGACGUAUUUCACAGUUUGGGUAAAGAGGACCACCGGCAAGCCUCCUCAGCCGCCCCCCGAAACAACCCCACCUCACUCGGUCCCCUCCCACCGCUCUCCGGUCCUUCCCUUCCGCCAGCCCCAGCCACCCACAUCCCUGCCAUAGUGCCGCAGUCGUUCCCCAAAAUGGCCGCCCCAGCGCCGGACUUAGGGGAGGUCCACCCCGGUCUGUGCCUCCCGCCGGCCGAACCAGCCAUCUCCUCAGUGGACGGUCCACUCAGCGCCCCGCCCAGCGUCUGCAGUGAUCCCGACUGUGAGGGGCACCGCUGCGAGGGGAACAGGUCUUACGAGCACCCGCCCUACGACGGUGAGGAGAGCCAGGAUGAGGACAGCUGCUCGGAACACAGCUCUUCCACCUCCACCUCCACCAACCAGAAGGAAGGAAAGUACUGUGACUGCUGCUACUGCGAGUUCUUCGGACACGGCGGGCCUCCGGCGGCGCCAACCAGCCGCAACUACGCUGAAAUGCGCGAGAAGCUGCGUCUGCGCCUGACCAAGCGCAAAGAGGAGCAGCCCAAGCGGGAGGAGCAGCAGCUGAUGCCUGAACGCGAAGGCACAGGUAGCGGCGGCGGCGGCGGUGGCGGCAGCAGCAGCAGCGGCGUUGAGGACCACCGGCGGGUGGAGGACCUGCUGCAGUUCAUCAACAGCGCAGACAGCAAGCCAGUAUCCAGCUCCAAAGCGGCCAAGCGGGCUCGCCACAAACAGAAGAAGAUGGAGGAGAAGGCCCGCCAGGAGGCUGAGGCACAGCAGGAGGAGCAGCGGAGGCGGCAGGAGGAGGAAGAGGCGGCGCUCCAACGCGAGCUUCUCCGGCUGCAGGAGCUCCAGCAGCGACACUUAGCCGCCAAAAAGAAGAGGAAGGACAAAGCCAAGGAGAACACGGCGCCAACACCAAACAACAACAACAACCCGCAACCCCUCAAGCAGACGGCCCAGAACGUGCUGGACCACCUGCGCAACGGCAAGUCGCAGCUCCUCCAGAACCUCAUCUGCCCCAAAGACCUCCGGCCGGAACCCCGACCCAACGGCGAGCGGGGCUUCUCUCACCUCCACAACCGCAAUGCCGACGUCAAAAUCAAAGCCAAGUCCGCGGCCAAGCUCAUCAGCUGCACUCACACUCCCGUCAAGAAAGAUGCAGAAGUGCCCACGAACGGCGGCGGCAACCCCGCAGAGACCAAAGCAACACGUACCAGGCCCGUCGAGGCGCCCGCCCCUCCCUCGGCACCCAGGAACAACAACAGGAGCGCCAGUGGGAAAAGGCAGCUGAAGGAAGACCACCGGCAAAGCCCGCCCGUGUCCAACCCCUUUCCCUCACCACCUCCUCAUCUUCACCCUCAUCUUCCUCCUCCCUCCCAGUCAGAACACACAGAGCAGAACGGUAAACCCCCCAGCGCAGAGUCCCCCCAGCCCAAAGGCAAAGCCAAGAAGAACAAGAAGAAGAAGGGGGACAAGAUGAACACCUCCAUAGACGAUGUGUUCCUGCCCAAAGACAUAGAUCUGGACAGCACUGAGAUGGAUGAGACGGAGCGAGAGGUGGAGUAUUUCAAAAGGUUCUGUUUGGAUUCUGCCAGACAGACGCGCCAGCGGCUGUCAAUCAACUGGUCCAACUUUAGCUUGAAAAAGGCCACCUACGCAGCACACUGAGUCCAGUCCAUCCCAAAAAACCAGCCCACCACGCAUUCCCCUUUAUACCUCCUCGCCACCAAUCUACCUUUUACCCCGACUUUCUCUCCUGACGCUGCCUUGCUUUUUCCUUCUACACCCCCCCAAAUCUCCACCCCCCCCCCCCCCCAUGUUGGCCCCCCCCUGCUCCUCGAUGGACCUGCUGAACUUGGAAGAAAAACAAAAUCAAGAAAAUUUUAUUUUUCUCUUUUUUUCCCCCUACUUCGCGUGCUUGUGUGCUGUUCGUCAGCCAUUUUCUCUGACUGAACAAGCCAUGGUCUGAAAUAAUUACAAAAUAAUGGAAGAAAGAUAAUUAUUAUUGUUAAUUAAAAAGCUGUAUUUGACAUAUUGUGGCUUAUUAUCACGUCGUUCCGCCCCUCCCCUAAGUAAAGCGUUUCAAAAGGGGCUUUGGUCAGCUGCUGUCCACUCCCUUCACACCCCUCCUCUCAGAAUACUUGACAAUUUUGUUUUCCUUUAUAGAUUCUAUUUUAAAAAAGUGAGUAAAAAAUGUUUUCAGAUGCAUUUUUUUUCCUGUUUUUUUUGUUUUUAUUAUUUUUUUUAUUAUUUUGCGUAGCCAGCUUGUAUGCGCGUGCGAGAAAAAAGAGCUCGCCAUCAAAUUGGUCAGAGUGUCGAUUGUAUUAACACUGAAAAAGCUACUGGCUACUUUUUUUUUAACAUAUUGUUAAGUAAUAUUGAAUCAUGUCUUUCUUUUUGAAAGAUGGAAUACACUAUAGUAUGGCAGGGUGUCGUUUCUUGUCUUAUUUCCUGACAUUUGCGUUUACAGUUGGUGGGGGAAAAGUAGCUUCUUUGAACGAAACUACAGUUAGCGGCUAGUUAGCUUAGCUUCACAACAGCCUGAGUUUUUUUAGGAGUACUACAGCAUCUAUGUGCUUUUUUUUAUACAAAUGUGUGUAUGUCAUAAGCGUUAAACUAUUCUUUGCGGCUAAUUAGCGUAGCAGUAGCCCAAACUGUUAUUUUUGCUGAAAUUCACAGAAGUCCUAGUUUUACUGAAGGAGCCAUGUUUCUUAACAUGUGCCUUUAGUAGACACAUUUGUGUGCAAAGAUAUCAUUUGUCUGGACAUUUCUGUACAUAGCACGAAGGUACUCCUAGUUGUUUUUUUGAAAGGUUGUUGACAAAUAUUUAUGUCCUGUAACUUAAUAGACACAUUUAUGUACAAAGUUGGCAUUUGUAGGCACAUUUGCGUACACAUUUAGCAUGAUACUGAGCCCAACUCUCAGCUUAAGUUCAACAACCCUAGUUUCAUAAAAGGAGCUGCAUUCCACCAUUAAAUGCUUUUGGUCAACA
This is a messenger RNA of Phyllopteryx taeniolatus (common seadragon), 6370 nucleotides long. It is a transcript of the gene fam193a, whose product is annotated as family with sequence similarity 193 member A. Lineage: Eukaryota; Metazoa; Chordata; Actinopteri; Syngnathiformes; Syngnathidae. The transcript has 22 exons. The coding region runs from base 292 to 5046 and encodes 1584 amino acids. The record is from RefSeq and is a predicted model, not a curated record.